AAACGAGCCCUUAGUUUUUUUUUUUAAUUCUCCUUCGCUGUGGCGCUGCCCAUCGCCCUCCGGCCUCCGCGCCCUAUCAGACCAAGGCACCCUUCCCUCCAACCCCUGGACUGGCGUGGAGCGGGGAUCCAUCCGGACUUUCGGUUGAUUCCUUCUCUGCUUGAGUAAGGAGAUAGAUCGUGAAUGGCUGCGCGGAACACUUGUAUGGCCUCCGAGGAUGACUAUGAGACUGAACAGAAGAAGCAAGCUGCUGCAGAUGUUCUUUUCCACUAUUCGCAGUUCGUUAUGGUGUGCAUUGGUGAGGGCGUUCGCCCAACUGAUCUCAGGUUGCACCUUAUGAAGGAAGUUUCAGGAAUGCCCACUUCUCUAAAGGAGCCACAACAGGCUGCUGCCUCACCGGAUUCUAGUGGUGAACCGUCGUCCUCUGGAACAAUGAAAGGAGACAAGAACGGAAUCUCCUAAGCUUCAUAAAUCAUCCGGCUCCGGUCUCCUGGUGUUCCUUAUGCACUGAGAAGACAGUAACGUUCGGAUGAUGAGACCUAAUUGUAUCAUUCAUUCAUAGGAAUGUAAAUAUGUUAGCAUGGUUGCCUACAAUUUCUUUUUAUGACCAUGCAGAAGGAACAUGGUUCAUCGCCAACCUUGCUGUUCUGCUGCUUUAUAUUCUUUUUCGACAGGAUAGAUGAUGGCGAAUGGAUACUAUUCUGUUUUAAGUGAGUUUCAUGUGAGUUGUGAUAAUCUAUUUACUUGCGCUC
Phragmites australis (common reed) is the source of this 752-nucleotide messenger RNA. RefSeq lists its product as uncharacterized. The coding region runs from base 184 to 462 and encodes 92 amino acids. The record is from RefSeq and is a predicted model, not a curated record. The transcript has 4 exons. NCBI's taxonomy places the organism in Eukaryota, Viridiplantae, Streptophyta, Magnoliopsida, Poales, Poaceae.